Messenger RNA from Cyphomyrmex costatus, 2133 nucleotides. RefSeq names its product BTB/POZ domain-containing protein 1. Bases 272 to 1975 code for a protein of 567 amino acids. NCBI's taxonomy places the organism in Eukaryota, Metazoa, Arthropoda, Insecta, Hymenoptera, Formicidae. The transcript is spliced from 6 exons. Gene Ontology annotation, biological process: neurogenesis. Gene Ontology annotation, cellular component: P-body; cytosol. The record is from RefSeq and is a predicted model, not a curated record. Gene Ontology annotation, molecular function: protein binding.
UCGUGGUAAGGAGUGCGGCUGUGCGGCGGCAUGUUGUUGUAGUGAUUGUAAUCGCUAUCAAUCGCUAUUGCGUGUUGUUUUAUAUACGUUUUCCGACAUAUUUACGCAUUUUGGUGAAAACCCGGCACACUCAGACUGUUCAGAGAAGAUCACGAUCGCGAUUUGGAGGAUAAAGUGAAACCGCGCUUGCCGCCGCUCGCGUUGGUGCGAGACGUCGCGAUUAAAUGAGACGGGGCAGUACUUGGACAAGUAUUACGUUUGGUGUGCGGACAUGUCUACGGAGACCGCCCUGAACGACGUAUCGAACGUUGCGUCGAGGCUGCAGGGUUUACGACUAGCACACGCCGAGGAUGACCCGUCCGAGAAUGCAGCGGCUGGCAGUUCAACGCCCGGUGGUUCGACGGCGUCUAACGGCAGUGUGGCCGACGGCAGCGGACCGUCGUCAGUGCGGGAGCCGCUGCGGAACAUCACCCUUUCUCGAGCACGGCGUGCUCUUAAUUUUGUCGGCGACGAAGACCAACCACUGACCUCGUCCAUUGUGCGAAGCGAAGCUUCAUUCUUGAAUAGCGAUAAUCGACCACCUACUAAUGCAGCUAAUAUAUCGUAUUUGGAUGGACGAACGCAGAAUAAUGCUACUUUGGAAAACUCUACUACACAGAAUCAACCUGUAGUUAUGUACAACUGGCAAGGUACAAAGGCAACGAUGCGCGAAAGAAUUGUAUUCCUCUUUAACAAUGAAAUACUGUCAGAUGUGACUUUUCUGGUUGGAAGAGGAGCGCAGCAACAACGCAUACCAGCUCACAAACUAGUCCUGUCCUGUGGAAGUGCUGUAUUUGAUGCAAUGUUUAAUGGAACGCUUGCAACAGCUUCUUCAGAAAUAGAAGUACCUGAUGUAGAGCCUGCUGCAUUUUUGGCAGUGCUCCUUUUUCUAUACACUGAUGAAAUACAGAUAGAUCCUGAAACUGUGAUGACAACGCUAUAUACUGCUAAGAAAUAUGCAGUGGCUGCUUUAGAAAAGCAUUGCGUUGAUUUUUUAAAAAACAAUUUGACGAGUGAUAACGCUUUCUUGCUGUUAACGCAAGCUCGUUUAUUUGAUGAACCACAAUUAGCCUCUGUAUGUUUGGACACCAUAGACAGAUUCACAACUGAUGCCUUUACUGCAGAUGGUUUCACGGAUAUUGAUAUUGAUACAUUGAUGAUAGUCUUAGAAAGAGAUACUCUUCGUGUUAGGGAAUCUAAAUUAUUUCAAGCUGUUUUAAGAUGGUCAGAAGCUGAAUGUGUACGGCAGCAAUUGCCAGUCACUCCAGAAAAUCAACGUCUGGUUUUAGGCGAUGCUUUAUCUUUGGUUCGUUUUCCCCUUAUGUCAAAAGAGGAAUUUACAGCGGGUCCAGCGCAAUCUGGAUUGUUAAAUUAUUCAGAGGUCUUAUCUUUAUUCUCAUAUUUCAUACUAAAUCCUAAACCUUCGGUGGGGUUUCAAACAAUGCCACGGUGUUGUAUGACAGGCAAGGAACAAACUGUAUGCAGAUUUCAACAUACAAAGAGUAGAUGGGGAUAUUUUGGAACGAGUGACCGUAUUCGAUUUAGUGUAGAUAGACGUAUCUUUCUGAUUGGGUAUGGCGUUUAUGGCAGCACACAAGAACCAGCGAUAUAUGAAGUAACAGUCGAAUUAAUUCACACUGCAUCAGGAAAAGUGAUAGCUACAAAUGCAACAAGUUUCAGCUGUGAUGGAUCAAAGUACACAUACCGUCUAAUGUUUAAAGAGUUAGCGGAAAUCUUACCAAAUACAAUUUAUACGGCAUCAGCAACUUUCAAGGGGCCAUAUUCUUAUUAUGGCACAAAAGGAAUGAAAACAGUGAUGGUGGAUUGUGAUUCAGGAAGUGGAAAAGUAAAAUUCAAAUUUAGCAAUGAGUUGGGAGAUAAUAAUGGCACAUCUACUGAUGAAGGUCAAAUACCCGAGCUUAUCUUUUACACGUAAUAUUAUUUGCAUACAUUCCUGAUCCUUGCUUGACUGAGUAUCAGAUAAAUUAUAUAAAUUAUGUAAAAAGUAUGCCGGAUUUUGUCAAUUAUAUAUCUUGUGAUCAUUUAAAACAGUGAUUUGAUUCGAGUGAUCUAUAGGCAUGCCAAAGGAGUUAA